Messenger RNA from Micropterus dolomieu (smallmouth bass), 577 nucleotides. It is a transcript of the gene rgs8, whose product is annotated as regulator of G protein signaling 8. The record is from RefSeq and is a predicted model, not a curated record. The coding region runs from base 53 to 577 and encodes 174 amino acids. The transcript has 5 exons. NCBI's taxonomy places the organism in Eukaryota, Metazoa, Chordata, Actinopteri, Centrarchiformes, Centrarchidae.
CUGACACACACUUCUGUAGGCAGUCUGGCUUCCGCUCUCGGGGAUCAGCACCAUGAAGACCAGACUUGGCUGCCUGUCCAAUAAAUCUGACUCCUACAGUGACUUCUCAGAGUUCCUGCCUCCUGCUCACGAAACCACUGCCAGGUGUCUGAAAUUAUCAACGGAUGAGGUUGUUCGAUGGUCAGAAUCGUUUGAUCAUCUUCUCUCUCACAAAUAUGGCCUUGCUGCCUUCCGGACAUUUCUCAAGACGGAAUUCAGUGACGAGAAUAUUGAGUUUUGGAUGGCCUGCGAGGAGUACAAAAAAAUCAAGAGCUCAACCAAGCUCGUUUCGAAAGCAAACAAGAUCUUUAAGGAGUUCAUUGAUAUUCAGGCACCAAGAGAGGUAAACAUUGACUACCGCACCAGAGAAAAGACCAAGCAGAGUCUGGAGGAUCCGUCCCCAACCAGCCUCAAUGAUGUCCAAGCUAAAGUCUACAGCCUCAUGGAGAAAGACUCCUACCCACGAUUCCUCAGGUCAAAGAUGUAUCAGGAUAUAGUCAACAGGACGCAUGCACAAGGCCAACGGAGGUCUGUUUGA